Messenger RNA from Trichogramma pretiosum, 1748 nucleotides. Its product is annotated as zinc finger protein OZF-like. Lineage: Eukaryota; Metazoa; Arthropoda; Insecta; Hymenoptera; Trichogrammatidae. The transcript has 3 exons. Gene Ontology annotation, cellular component: nucleus. The record is from RefSeq and is a predicted model, not a curated record. Gene Ontology annotation, molecular function: RNA polymerase II transcription regulatory region sequence-specific DNA binding; DNA-binding transcription factor activity, RNA polymerase II-specific. Gene Ontology annotation, biological process: regulation of transcription by RNA polymerase II. The coding region runs from base 143 to 1357 and encodes 404 amino acids.
CGAGCAUAGGUUCGUAAGUAUACUCCUUGUUUAGAAGGCAGUUUUCCAAAAUACAGCGAGCAGAGCAGAGCAGUCUUCGCCAGUCUUUUCGUACACGAUUGAUGAGUUAUCUAAAGUUAUCACAAAAUUCCAUGUAAGAAAAAUGGAUUCCAGUGGUUUAUUUAAUUGUGCUAUCAGAGUGAAAGAGGAGCCUAGCGAUGCGGCCGCGCUUAAUGAAAAUGAUUCUGGAACGAUGGACGAGAAACCCGAUCUGAAAAACUUUCAACCCUUAGCAUUUCCACCAGAAAAUUUAACCUUUCAUAAAUGUGACAAAAAUUAUGAACGUGAACUUGAAGACAAUAUGAAAAUAGUUUUUGAAUGUGAAGAUGUAAAGCCCAAAAUGAAUUCAUCAGCAAUUAAGAAAAUUGAAGAUUAUUCUUUAAGUCAUGUAAAAGAUGUCGAUGGUUGCAAAACUCAAAACAUAGUUAAAAUAGAAACUUCAAAGGAAUUGAAAAAGGAAUUUUUUGGUGACGCUGUAGAAGAAUCCAAUGUGAAUUUCGGGUGUGAAUUGGUUGAACAAGAGAAAAAAAGAAAAAUUACAAAUAAAUUAAAUAACGACCAUAGAGUCAAAGUACAUACGCGUACGGUACAUAAUGGUACAACCCACUCAUCUAAUAUUUGCAAAAAUACAUUCUCACGCAAGGGGUAUCUCAAAAGCCACAUCGAAGUGACGCACAAUGGUGUCCCGCAUACAUGCCGAAUAUGCGCGAGGACAUUCACGAAAAAACACACACUUCGAAUCCAUAUUGAUGGGAUGCACAAUGGUAUCAGAUAUAAAUGUGACACUUGUGAAAAAUUGUUUUCACAAAAAGCUCUUCUCAAAAGGCAUGUAGAUACGGUACACAAUGGUAUCAGAUAUACCUGUGAUAUUUGUGAAAAGUCAUUUUCCCAAAAAUAUUAUCUCAAAAUACACAUCGAGAUCCACAUGGACGCGAUGCACAAUGGUAUUAACUACGCGUGUGAAAUAUAUGGAAAGACGUUUAAAUGUAAGGGUCAUUUAAACAAGCAUGAUCAAUCGGCGCAUCGAGGUAUCGUUCACUCGUGUGAUACAUGCGGGAAGACGUUUACAAAAAAGAGCUAUUUAAAAAGGCACGUGAAAUCAUCGCAUUAUGGCGUCAAACACACAUGCGAUAAAUGCGGCAACUCAUUUACCGCAAAAAGUAGUCUCAAAACGCACACAGAUGUGGUACACAAUGGCGUCACACAUACAUGUGAUAUGUGCGGAAAGAUUUUCAAACGAACGGGUAAUCUGAAACUUCACAUCAUCAAGGUUCAUGUGAUACGUGCGACAAAAAAUAUGAACGUGAAAGCUACCUGAAAUUCCACAUAGGUGUGGUGCAUCACUCAUGAGUGAUCAUCCUUGCAAGAAUUUAAACUUGAUAAACUUAUGAAAUUCCAUAAAAAUGUUCCAAAAAUUAAUUUAAAUAUUUUCAUUUACAACAAAUAUUAUAAGUUUCUUUAAUAUUAUCUUAUUAAUAUUAAUAGUAUAAAGUUAAUCAACCUUUAGGUUUAUGUCAAUUUAAUUGUAAUAUUUGUAACUUUCCACGCUCUUUACACGCCUAAAAUUCUGCAAACUUUAUGUAUGGGAACUUGGUCGCUUCAAAACGUUUUACUUCAUAGCGUAAAUCUAUGUUAUGUUCUCCCUUUUUUUAAAAAAACAUUUCAAGGAUCAUCUUUAAAAUAUUAAUAAAUUAUUUUGUCUGCUCUAC